GUAGAUAGAUAGAUAGAUAGAUAGACGGGUAGGGAAAAGGUUGCUCGGAUGAAUGUGUUGCCGGGGUUUCGAAGAUGCUCGCACGGCGUUGCCUGGUUCUCUGCACCGCGGCGGUAAUGUCCUAUUUUAACCCGGAGAGAACGCUCGCUGCCCCGCAAGAUAACGAUGGUGUGGUCCAGUCCCGGGCCCCGCUCUUGUCUCCUCCCCCCUAUGUUGUGGUUCUGAUCUCGUGUUCCGGAGUCUUCUCAUUCGUCCUUCUGCUGCUGGCCUGCAUGUGCUGCAAGAGAGGAGGCGGCUUUAAUGAGUUUGACAACACUGAGGCAGAGGAGUGUUCUGAGGGAGAGGGCAGCCCUGCUGCGGAGGACAGCAGCUCCUCCCAGUCUCUCCCAGAGGUCUACAUCCUUCCACUGAGCCAGGUCAACCAUCCUUCCACCCAGAAAGAUGGGUCCCAGCAAGGAUUCAGUCGUCAGAACCUGAGCUACCUGCAGGAGAUUGGGGAUGGCUGGUUUGGGAAGGUGAUCUUGUCGGAGAUGUUUUCUGAGCCCAGCCCAGCACAGGCUGUGGUGAAGGAGCUCAGAGUGAGCGCUGGCCCACUGGAGCAGAGGAAGUUCCUGACUGAGGCCCAGCCCUACCGAAACCUCCAACACCCCAACAUCCUGCAGUGUCUGGGUCUGUGCAAUGAGACCCUCCCCUUCCUGCUGGUCAUGGAAUUCUGUCAGCUGGGUGAUUUGAAGCGCUAUCUCCGAGCGCAGAGGAGCUCCGACAGCAUGACCCCUGAUCUUUUGACCUGUGACCUGGUGACCUUACAGCGCAUGGCCUUCGAAAUUACAUCAGGGCUUUUACACCUGCACCAGAGCAACUACCUUCACAGUGACCUGGCCCUCCGAAACUGUCUACUGACCUCUGACCUCACAGUCCGCAUCGGAGAUUAUGGGCUGUCACACAAUCACUACAAGGAGGAUUACUACCUGACCCCUGACAAGCUCUGGAUUCCUCUGCGCUGGGUGGCCCCAGAGCUGCUGGACGAGAUCCACGGGAAUCUGCUGGUCAUCGAUCAGAGCAAAGAGAGCAACGUGUGGUCUCUUGGGGUGACGAUCUGGGAGCUGUUUGAAUUCGGAGCGCAGCCACACAGGCACCUUUCAGACGAGGAGGUCCUAACAUUCGUCAUCAAAGAGAGGCAGAUGAAACUAGCCAAGCCCAGGCUCAAAAUGGCCCGUUCAGACUACUGGUAUGAGGUCAUGCAGUCCUGCUGGCUGCCCUCCUCGCAGCGCCCCCCGGUGGAAAAAAUCCACCUCCUCCUUUCCUCCCUCAUAGCAGCAGAGAGAGGGAUGGGAGCGGUGGAGGAGAGUGAUGAGAGCUUCGAGCAGCGCUGGGAUUGCCUCCGAGCCGAGCCUCUGAACCGCCCGCAGCAGGACAACAAUCUCGCCUUGAACCCUGCCUCCUUCCCCUUGUUGGAGCCAGUGCGGAGCAACACCAGUGGGCAGACGCCCGUCACCAUCGACUUAGACGACAUCCUGACAGUCACUGAGACCAGCAAGGGGUUAAAUUUCGAGUAUCUCUGGGAGCAAGCCCGCCGGGGGCGGGGCCACCUCCCUAAGCCUCUCCCGUUUUCACACCCACUCCCCAUCGCAAACCCCGCCCACCACGGUCAGAUGACCUCCAGAGCUCACAGCCGCCACAGCUUAGACACACCCACCGUGGUGCCUGUCAUCAGCGCCCGAAGCCCGUCAUUGGCCAGCGAGUACUACAUCCGGCUGGAAGAACACUCCCCAAACCCCAACUCCCCACCCCCCACGCACCCUAACGGACUGUCUAUAGCCCCGCCUGUUCCAGAAAAGAGGCAUUUUAUUAAGCUGCAGACUUUCCCGUAUGAGCCCCUAAGGGAUCAUUUUCCUGCUCAGUCCCCACCUCACAGCGGACCGCCCUUGCCUCCCCUCUUCCCGCCCCCUUCUUACCCUCAGUCUACCGAUUCGCUGAAUGCCAGGAUGUUACCUGCUUCAGGCCCUGCUGAACAAGAAAGUAAAGUUACAGCGACAACAAACAGCGACCUGGAACUGACAGAACUGAAGACCACAAACAAAGACCUUGGGCAGAAAAUGACUUCAACUGAAUCAGCAAAAAUACUGACCAGGAAGGCUGUCCCAGUUGAAAUAAUGACCAACAAUGCAGUAGAAAUACUGCCCUUAGGGACUGGGUCAGUUAAUAUAACCCCAAGAGACUAUGCAAUGGUCAAUAUAACUCCUGUCAACCAGUCUCUCUUACAAACCGAGCCCAAACCAAGUGGACUGGUUGAGGUAAUGCCCAAUGAGCGGCCUGCAGAGAAAAGUGGGUGUUUGCCUCCCAGUUUGCCCGAAAAGGGGCGUUUGCUGGACCGGUCUCAUCCUAAAAGUGGGCGUUUCCCGGUCCACUCUCCGCCCAAAACGGAGGCUGAUCUUCCACAGACCCUUCCUUCUAAAUCACUCACAGAAGUAAAAGAGGUUGUAGUCUCAGAGUUAUAUUUGCAUUCCAGACCCCUCCCGCCCCCACCCACAAACCAACCAUUACUCCCUCAAUCGAAGACCGGAUUGGUCAGGCAGGAAGAACGCAGAAAAGGCUCGGAACCGAAUUUGCCUUCUGACUGGUCAGCCAGUGGCAGCGUUCCGGAAGUUUACGACAACAAAAGUUCUACGGAAGUUUGGAAGAAUUUCAGAAACAGACCUCCGUCCUUCACCGGUUCUGCCGGUCUGAGCGGCUCCUCCGAAUACACAGACCCCUUAAUGGGGGUGUCCGUCUCGAACUUUGACCUCUUGGCUUUCCAGCGGCAACGCAGGCCUCACGCCGUCCCUCCCUCUCCCUCUCUCUCCCCUUCUCUCCCUCCUUCUUCCCUUGCUCGCACUUCUCCCCCACUUCCUAUGCCUCCCUCCACUCGUCCUCUACCACUUCCUCUCUCCCCUUCCCUUCCUCCACCUCUCUCCUCACCUCCCCAGCUUCCUCCUGCCUACCAAGGUAAAAUUUCACCUAUAAUUAAUGAGGCCCCUUUAAGAGAGACAGCAACGCACGACAUUGAAGACCAGAACAUCAGUGAAGUAACAGCUGCCCUGAAUAUUGCAUUUUGCCAUUCUCACCUUACAGGAACUCCCAGUUACCCUCUAAGUGUAAAGCCCAACAAGCCUGCAUUGACUGAAAUAGUGACCACAGAACAAACAACGCCCUCCAAGUCACUAAUUAAUGAAGUAACACCUAAAAGCUCAGUUCUAAUGUCUCUAUUUACCGAAGCGACUACCACAGAUCCUUUACUGAAAGAAAAAAUGACCCCUAGUUCAGCACUGGAGGAUAUAGCAUGCAAUAUCAUGUCCACAGACUCUGUUUUGUCCAACAAGACUUUUUUGACGGACGUGACGUCCGGCGAGUCUGACUGGAUGACGUGCGACAAGACUUUUUUGACAGACGUGUCAUCCAGCCAGGCCGAAUGGAUGGACAUAAUGUCCAACAAGACGUUUCUGACAGACAUACCGUCCAACGACAUUCCGACCGAUAAGCCUGAAAGGACAACGAUUGGGUCUAGAGGUUUGACAGACAUUCAGUCUCCCUGUCCAGCAGGGGGUGUCCACAAGGACUUGCCGUCAAGGACCCAAAUAAAGUCUAUAAGAUCAACAGUUUUAACAUCUGGAGACACUAAACUAGAUUCCGGUAUUAUCCCUAAAAAGACUGUAUUCACAGCCAUAUCCGUCUCCUCUCUUGUGAACAAGAUGAGUCUCAGUAGCCCAGUAUCGACAAACCCUGAGCCCACAGCUUCUGCAGAGACAGUAAUAGACUCUGCAUUGAGAGAAAUAACAUCUGAAGACUUUGUAGAGUUUACAAAUCUAACCUCCUCAAAACCGCUUGCGAACGCAGUGAACCUCAAAACAACGCAGCACAAUUCUGUAACCGAACCCAGAGAGUUGGCAGACAUGAAACACUGCGUUCACACAGAUACGGGUUUGAAAGACGCUGUUCCAGAGGAGAUCACAGCCUCUCAAUCACACAAUCCAGGCUGGGACAGACCUGUCUGGACAGAGGCCAGGUGUCGAGGAUCUGUGGAAAUAGUCAUAACACCAUCAGGACCCGAGUCUGAAGAAUACGUCUUGUCGGAAAUCACUCAGAAAGAGUCUGUCAUUUUGACAGACGAUACACUGACAGGUGUAGCAUUAAGUGAUUUAGAACUGACAGCUGUCAAAUCAAAAGACUGUGCACUGACAGGUGUUAAUCCCAGCGAAGGUGUAUUGACAGAUGCUGAACUGAAAGACUGUGUAUUGACAGGUGUUAAUCCCAGCGAAGGUGUAUUGACAGGCAUUGAACUAAAAGACUCUGUAUUGACAGGUGCAGAGCACCAGUAUUCCCUCUCUCUGACUUCCUGCAAUUCCACACUGACAGAAAUUCUUCCCAGUACCCUUUUAUUGACUGAGGACACAGCCCACACCCCUGGCUUGGCAAAAUCACCACAAACAGACACUGCACCAAUAGUGGCCAAGGACUCUGUAGAGGUACAGACUGGAAUCACUUCUGCACAUUCAGCACUAAAAGCGACCGAGCCCACUGCUGUGGCAGAAGCGACUGCGUUGGAAGGAACAAAACAAACCCUGGAGCUGGAAAUAUCCGAUCCUGGGAAGGAAACCGAGUCCGGCAAUGCUUCUUCGACCGAACUCUCCCUCCCACUCGCAGAUCUGACCCCCUCACAGAUUUUGCCGUCAAACCAGCCUGAAAAAGAGCCUGCAGACUCGACUUACAUAGCAUCAAGCCACCAGCCUGUCGCAGAUUCUCUCGGGUUGAAAGCGACCCCAUCAGAACAGUCGUUAACAAAAUCCCUUAACCUGUCUUUGACCGACGUUGCGUUCCCUAGUUUGACUCCCUCCCAGUCUCUCCUGUUUUUGGAUGUUACCCCUUCAGACCAGUCCCUCUCCUUCCCAACCCCCACCGACUCCGGCUUCUCCCCCCUCUCCUCCUCCCUGGACUGCCUGACCCCUGCAGACCCCCCAGAGGGGACUGGGGACUUUCGGAUGCUGGGAGCCGACACCCCCCAUCGGGACUCUGCCUAUUUCUCGGACGGAGAGAGCGAGACGGAAAGGGUGAGGAGUGGAGGGGUGUGGGGGCAGCCGCAGCAGAGAGCGAGGAAUGUGCCAGAUGAUUUCAGCCACUUAACAGAAUUGAAAUACUUUAAGAUGGGAGAUCUCUAUCUUCCAAGUCAGCCUAGGAGACUCGAAGGGAUACUGGAGAACUUUGAGAGUGAGGAGCUUGAGAAGCAAGAUUUCCAGGACUUGGAGAACGAAGAAAGCAAAGAUCUACUCCAGAACUUCCAGAUCAGAAACCAGGAACCGAAAGCGCUUGGGAACUUUAAGAACACUGUAAUCGAGAACUAUGGUGAUACUCAUGCAGGGCAGAUAGUGUCAGACAGGGUCUGCAAUUCAAACAAGUUAGAGACUGUAGAUGAUACAUUCAGAAGGAGCACGCCCCUCCAGGGGCUGCUGAAUCGAGAGUCGAAGAAUCUUAUAGAUCCUGCUUGGAACGUGCAUGAGAAUUUCGAGAACAAGGGUUCUAAGUUCUGUGAGGACAUGAUCCCAGAGGAAAAUAAAAACACCUCAAUGGUCAACUUUGUCACCAAAAGUCCUGAUCCAAAAAUGGAUAUCAGGGAUUCUAGAGUGUUGGACAUCCGAGGUUCUAGAGUCUUGGACAGCAGAGGUUCUAGAGGGUUGGACAGUAGAGGUUCUAGACUAUUGGAAGGUUACGGACAAAAACAACUUGAAGAUGUUGAGCCAUCUAGAGAUGUCAGGAACACGGAUCCUGCAUUUCAAGACAGAACAGAUUUCAGACAGGACUCGGAUAUCAGAAUACCAAAACACAGAUUGCUCCAGAACUGCAGCAGUGGGUAUUCUAACAAUAGCACCAAUUCCGAGACUUCAGAAGAGACUAAAUACCUAGAGCAUAGCCCCUUCUGGAACUUCGAGAGCAAAAGUCUAGAAAUCAGCUCAUUUCAGAAUGUUGGUGAAAGUGAAAUGAAGGAUCCUCAAGAUCAGAGCUUACUCGAAAACAGAGAUCCAGAACGAGAUUCACUCGAGAACUUCGAAAACCUGGAGAUUUUGUGUUUGGAGCAGAAUUCUCUUGAAAACUUAGAAAUUAUCUCUGGGAUGAAAGAUCCUAAAUUCAAGCUUAGCGAUUCCAGUGGCUCGGAGAUGAGGGGUCUAGAACAGAACUUAUUUGAGGGCUAUGAGAAAUCACACAUGAAAGAAACAGAGCUCUUUGAGAAAGGGGGACAUAAUGCCUUCCAAAUCUCCAGAGAUCCAGAACACGAGCGCAGAAACAUUGAAGAGAACCGGCCUGAAAAUACUCAGAACUUACAAACGUGUGAGUCCACCAUUCAGAACACAAAGACCACGGGGGAAAGUUCACCGCCAAGCUCUGAGCUGACCAGAGUGGACGGCAAGAGAGGCCGGCCAGUAUCAGACCAGGGGUCGUUGUCCAAAAAACAGGCCAAAAAUGGACUAAUGAUGCAGGUGUGCGAGGAAAGGCUGCAGUUCUCGUUGAGAGAGAAUGUGAACCGCAAUGUCCUGUCGGGUGGAUGCAUGACAGAGAGGGUUGAACUGCGACCCUGGGGUCAUCCAGGCUCAGUGCCCGCCCUGCCAGCCAAGGAGAGGGCGAGCGAGAAGGAGGGAGAACUGCACGCCAGCCUGAGAAGUCAGAGUAGUGAUUGGUUCGAACCCACAGCCAAUGACAUUGCAGAAGAAGACCAUAGAGCAAGCCGUGGUGAUGAGACAGAGAGAGCACCUGAAGCGAAGGAGGCGUGGACGUUGGAGGAGCCACCAGCUGAUGACAUCAUCAAUGGGCCGCCGAAGCUCCUGAUUGGCCCAGACCCUGAGACCACACCUCCUCAACCCCAGCACAUCCAAUCCAUGAAAGCGAAGCUGGCCCGUCUCUCGCUCUCCCUCCCCCCGCUCACCCUCGACCUCUCCCUCACCACCGGCCCCAAGUCCUUGUGGGAGAGGGAGCAGGACGAGGAGGAGGGGCCUGGGCGCGGGGCGGGAAGUGACCCGGAGGACGAGGAGGGCGAAGGGGCGGGGCCUGUGAUCAUCGUCACGGAGACGGAGACGGACAGGCGCCACAGCCUGCGCAGCCUGUUGAAGUCUCCUCGCUCGCUCGAGGAGCAUGCUGAGAGGGAGCGGGAGAGGGAGAGGAGGCGCAACGUGUCAUUCUUCGACGAUGUCACCGUCUAUCUCUUCGACCAGGAAAUCCCCACCAAUGAGCUCAGUUCUGGCUCCGCCCCGACAAGCCCCUCCCCUUCCUAUGACGCAACAGGAGAGUCGGGCUCCAGCGCCUUCCUGGAUGACGGAUUGGGUGGCAGCAGCCUGCAGUGGGAGGAUGAGUUCCCAGUGACCGAGGAGGCGGAGCCUGAUCUGAUCACAUCAUCCCGCUUCACUGUCAUCCCAGCUGAGGACCCCCCCGCUUCGAACGAAGCGGGGCAACUGAACUGAACCGGCCUCGACCUGCAGGUCACCCUGGAGCUGGUUCCUCCUCCUGAUUGUGGUUCUCCAGGCUUGUCUCAAAUUCUUUCAGAGAUUGUAAAGCAGUGUUGCUCCUCUGUCCGCACUCCCAACCUGUUCUUCACACGUAUGUCAAUUUUAAAACACUUGGUACAAAACUAGGGGAAAGAACCAGUUGACAGCCAGAGGUCACUUAACCUCAGUGUCUUUUGGGAUCUUACUGGCAGCAAGGCAUGUCAGUCAAUAGGGGAAGCUGCUGAUACUGACCGCAAAGGAGGCCCUGAAUGGGCGGGGACAAUUUCACCCUCCAGCUGAAGCACGACUCUAACUGAAAGCAAGGCCUACAAACAGAGAUUCCUUUAACCCAGCGCAGCACCAGAUAUCAUGGGUUAAAGUGAAGUUACAGACUUGUAUUGCGUCAAGACUUGUAUAUAGGAUACCACUGCAUUCGAGAGAGGACUGAGAGAUGAAAGAACUCUGUUUAAUUGAGCAGGAGAAGCUGUUUGCUAAAUAACCUGGUAAUCUUAAAUAGAUCAUCGUCCUCACUCGAAAUUCACCCCGAAAGCAGCUUCGAGGAUCAUCUGAACCUCUUGCCGUUGCCCAUACUGUGUUGCUUACAGUCAUUCUAAAUGUGUGUCCUGUUGCCACAAUACUGAGAAUCUAUAUUCAUCCUUUUGCUCGAAAUCUACCUUUCAGCUUGCCUGGAGAAUCCUAAAGGCCAACUGACCAGCCUUCCCGGUCCAUUCGCAUGAUGACCUUUCAGUUAGCCCCGCCCACUCUAGAUAUUCCUAGACCAGGGAUAGGCAGCCUUGCCUCUUCCAGUCCAUUCCACUUCAGGACUUCAGACCUUUAACCCUUCGCAGAGUAAAACAGGUUUAAAAGGCAUCGAAUCGCAAAAGGACACUCAGCACUGCAUCUCCAGCCAAGCCCCACCCC
Messenger RNA from Polyodon spathula (Mississippi paddlefish), 8426 nucleotides. It is a transcript of the gene lmtk3, whose product is annotated as lemur tyrosine kinase 3. Bases 75 to 7481 code for a protein of 2468 amino acids. The record is from RefSeq and is a predicted model, not a curated record. Gene Ontology annotation, molecular function: protein kinase activity; ATP binding; protein binding. The transcript is spliced from 16 exons. Gene Ontology annotation, biological process: protein phosphorylation. Lineage: Eukaryota; Metazoa; Chordata; Actinopteri; Acipenseriformes; Polyodontidae.